Felis catus (domestic cat) is the source of this 2112-nucleotide messenger RNA. It is a transcript of the gene RIOX2, whose product is annotated as ribosomal oxygenase 2. Gene Ontology annotation, molecular function: histone H3K4 demethylase activity; histone H3K36 demethylase activity. Gene Ontology annotation, cellular component: nucleolus. The transcript has 10 exons. NCBI's taxonomy places the organism in Eukaryota, Metazoa, Chordata, Mammalia, Carnivora, Felidae. The record is from RefSeq and is a predicted model, not a curated record. The coding region runs from base 395 to 1789 and encodes 464 amino acids.
GCUGGGAGCCCUGCAGCCAGGGCUACGGGGCGGGGGCGUCGCGGCUGUCUGGUCCCAGCCUGACUUUAAAAUUACAGACCCCUCUGCCAGUUCACUCAGCAAGUGUUACUAGUUCGGCAGCCCGACAGUGGGUUGUCCAACAGGUUCGUGAGGCCGGCUUGCUCACUGCGUGUUCAGGAAGCAGGGGCCUGGGAGUCCACUGAUGAGCUGUAAAUUCGGCGCCAGGCCAUUGAUUUCCCUGGACUCACGUUUAAAUGGAGGAGCCUGACUUAUCCAGCCUCUGCCACCAUCGCGUGGAUAGUUUUUGCCUCUCUGGCCUCAUCCUUCGUAACAUCGUGCUUACUACAAGACACGGAGGUGCACCUCGUCACUGCUUUGUCUUGAAGACAGAACGAUGCCGAAGAAAGCAAAGCCCACAGGGAAUGGGAAGGAAGAGGGGUCUGUUCCCUGCAAGCAGGUGAAGAUAGAGGCAGCUGGUGGACCCUCCUCUAUUUUAAAUUUUGAAAGCCCCAGUGAUCUGUUUGAAAGUUUAAUCUCGCCCAUCAAGACAGAGACUUUUUUCAGGGAAUUCUGGGAGAAGAAGCCCCUUCUCAUUCAGAGAGAUGACCCUGCAGUGGCUACAUAUUACCGGUCCCUGUUCAGGCUGUCAGAUCUGAAGAGUCUAUGCAGCCGGGGUAUGUACUAUGGAAGAGACAUAAAUGUCUGCCGGUGUGUCAAUGGGAAGAAGAAGGUUUUAAAUAAAGAUGGCAAAGUGCACUUUCUUCAACUGAGAAAAGAUUUUGAUCAGAAAAGGGCAACAAUUCAGUUUCACCAACCUCAGAGAUUUAAGGAUGAGCUUUGGAGGAUCCAGGAGAAGCUAGAAUGCUACUUUGGCUCCUUGGUUGGCUCGAAUGUAUACAUAACCCCUGCAGGAUCCCAGGGCCUCCCACCCCAUUAUGAUGAUGUCGAGGUUUUCAUCCUGCAGCUGGAGGGGGAGAAACACUGGUGCCUUUACCACCCCACUGUGCCCCUGGCACGAGAGUACAGCGUGGAGGCCGAGGACAGGAUUGGGAGGCCGACACAUGAGUUCACGUUGAAGCCGGGUGAUUUCCUGUACUUCCCCAGAGGGACCAUUCAUCAAGCGGACACUCCUCCAGGUCUGGCCCACUCUACUCACGUGACCAUCAGCACCUACCAGAACAAUUCAUGGGGAGAUUUCCUUUUGGACACCAUGUCGGGGCUUGUGUUUGACACCGCAAAGGAAGAUCUGGAGUUCCGGGCUGGCAUACCCCGGCAGCUGCUCCUGCAGGUGGAAGCCACAGCUGUUGCAACAAGAUUAAGUGGCUUUCUGAGGACCCUUGCAGACCGCCUGGAGGGCACCAAAGAGCUGCUUUCAGCAGACAUGAAGAAGGAUUUUGUUAUGAACAGACUUCCCCCUUACCACAUGGGAGACGGAUCAGAGUUUUCAACGCCAGGUGGACAGUUACCAAGGUUGGACAGCACAGUGAGACUGCAGUUUAAAGACCACACCAUCCUCACAGUAGGGCUGCAUCAGGAUCAGUCUGACGGAACUCAGGAAAAGAUGAUUUACAUCUAUCAUUCCUUAAAGAACAGGAGAGAGACACACAUGAUGGGAAAUGAGGAAACAGAGUCUCAUGGACUUCGCUUUCCUUUAUCACAUAUGGAUGCACUGAAGCAAAUUUGGGGCCAUCCAGCUGUUUCUGUCAAGAACCUGAAACUUCCUACAGAUGAGGAAAAGGAAAAUCUGGUGUUAUCCCUCUGGACAGAAUGCUUAAUCCAGGUAGUCUAGUGCCUUUCCAGAAUUGAGAAUGGACCAUCUGUUACAUACGUAUGAGAAGAGGAGGAGCAAACAUUUAUGUGCUAGGCAGCUUCUCUUGCUUUCAGUCAGCAGCUUGGGAAUGGUUCUACAACUGUCCUUACCUAACAAGGUGAGCCCUCCCUGUUUCAGGAAGUUGGUUGGCCCUGUGUAUUACAGAGGCACAUGGGGAAAGAAUGGCAGAUGAAGUGUAUGCCUCAGAAAGUAACAAAACCGUACUUUUGACAAACUUCUUUAAUCCAGUGUGGUAGAAAAGGUACAACUCCAAUAAAUGUAUCACUGAAAUUUGAAUGUCA